CUUUGUUUGAUUUGUCCACCAUUUUAGUUGAUUCUUUUCUCGCAAUUAAAAUUGUUAAUUCGUUUAAUCAUCUUUUAUUAUACUAAAUUGUGUAUUAAUUAAAGUAUUAUAGAUUUACCACCAUCAGUGUGACCACUUUUACCAAGCGAAAUUAAAUUUAAACCAGUGACUGUUGUCUAAUUUUUUCAACCCUAUUGUAAUUGUUUUACUUGGUUUUCUAUUGUAAAGAAAAAGGUUUACAAAUUCAACUAUGAAAUUCCAAUACAAAGAAGAACAUCCCUUUGAAAAGAGAAAGGCUGAAGGAGAAAAGAUCCGUAAAAAGUAUCCUGACCGUGUUCCCGUUAUCGUUGAAAAGGCUCCUAAAUCUCGUAUUGGUGAUCUUGACAAGAAAAAGUAUCUUGUACCAUCUGACCUUGCCGUUGGACAAUUUUAUGGACUAAUCCGGAAACGAAUCCACCUUAAGCCUGAGACAGCUCUCUAUUUCUUUGUAAACAAUGUAUUUCCCCCGUCAUCAGCAACCAUGGGAUCUUUAUACCAAGAACACCACGAAGAAGAUUUCUUCCUCUACAUUGCUUACAGUGACGAGAAUGUCUAUGGUUCUAUUUAAAGCUUCUGACCUUCAUUUUCCACCAAGAAUCACCUUCAAGCAAGACAGAAAAGAUGAUUAUUUUAUUCCAUCGUUUUCCUUUCUUCCCUCUCCCAUUCUCUCUCUUUUUUCCCUUUAAUAAUCUCUCUUACUUCACUUAAAUCUCUUUCUCUCUCUCUCUUUAUUUCCAGCUCUUUCUCUCUCCCUUUGCUUUUCUCUAUUCUCCCUUUUCUUGUCUCUCUUUCACUCACUUACUUUCUCUUUCAUUUUUUUUUCGCUUUCCCCAAGCCUUUUUUUUUCAUUUACAGACAAAAAUUUUACUAUCAUGUGUAAUAAAUGACUAAAAACUAAUCAUAAUCCAUUGCAAUGUAUUAAUUGUAACUACUCUUCGUGGUCUCAUUGUAAAUUUAUAUCAAUACAUGUCAAUUAUUCAUUAA
This is a messenger RNA of Panonychus citri (citrus red mite), 1023 nucleotides long. Its product is annotated as gamma-aminobutyric acid receptor-associated protein. Gene Ontology annotation, biological process: cellular response to nitrogen starvation; autophagosome assembly; macroautophagy. The transcript has a single exon. Gene Ontology annotation, cellular component: cytosol; autophagosome; autophagosome membrane. Lineage: Eukaryota; Metazoa; Arthropoda; Arachnida; Trombidiformes; Tetranychidae. Gene Ontology annotation, molecular function: GABA receptor binding; ubiquitin protein ligase binding. Bases 251 to 607 code for a protein of 118 amino acids. The record is from RefSeq and is a predicted model, not a curated record.